AUGUAAUAUCUAUGGCGAAAAUACCUAAUGCAGCGCAAACCACCACUCUAGGAUUGUUUCACACGGACGUGUUUAAAGUACGGACCCUACAAGCGGAAACGCCGUAUUGGUUCCGUGACGCCAAAGAAGUGUUAUCUCCUCGUCUAAUAAUUCAGCUACAAUGUCUGUGAAAUUGAAUGCCCUAAAUAGUGAUUCCUACACCGAUAUUGGAGCAUACAGAGACCAACAUUUUAAGGGUAAAUGUCAUAUACAAGAGAAGCUGCUGAAAGCAAGCCACACUUUGUAUGUAGGAAAUCUCUCCUUCUACACCACAGAGGAACAGGUUCAUGAGCUCUUUUCAAAGAGCGGAGAUGUGAAGCGCAUCAUCAUGGGUCUAGAUAAAGUCAAGAAGACAGCCUGCGGGUUCUGCUUUGUGGAAUACUAUACAAGGGGAGAUGCAGAACAUGCAAUGCGUUUCAUAAAUGGCACACGUCUCGAUGACCGUAUGAUCAGGACAGACUGGGACACUGGAUUUAAGGAGGGAAGACAGUAUGGACGUGGCAAGUCUGGUGGACAGGUAAGGGAUGAAUACAGACAGGACUACGACCCAGCCAGAGGUGGCUAUGGAAAGUUGGCUCAGCAGCACAGAGGUCCACAGUAGCUUUCUGUCCUGAUGCAUUGUGCCCCCCCCCCCCCCCCCCACCACCACCAAACAAUAUUACGACUGUAAAUCAGCAAUUUGAAGAAUCCAUUUUUUCACUAUUUCUGAUGUUGAAGCUGAGUGAUAAUUUUAAUGAGACGGUGAGAUCCUUGUCAGCCUCAUUAUACUUGUCUGCUGGAGGAACAAAAAGCAAGCAUGCCAUUUGAUGUGUUUUCCUUCAAAAACAUUACUUCAUUGGGAAUGUCCCAAAUUGUGUAUUGAUUUUUUUUAUAUAUAUAUAAAGUUAUACUUUUCUACCUCUGCCAAUGCUUUUUCAUUAUGUAGUUGGUAGUCCAUAUGAAUGAGUGACCACAAUCAAAUAAGAACUGCAUUUUCAUGAAGCCGAGUGGAGAUAUCUGAACAAUGAACAUUAAAUUUAAUCCUUCAUCUGUUGGUUUCCAUUAAAAAAAAAAAAGUAACGAGCAUUUGUACCUUUCAAGAUUGGAUUAUACAUUAUAAUGC
Messenger RNA from Corythoichthys intestinalis (scribbled pipefish), 1141 nucleotides. It is a transcript of the gene ncbp2, whose product is annotated as nuclear cap binding protein subunit 2. The coding region runs from base 161 to 640 and encodes 159 amino acids. The transcript has 5 exons. Gene Ontology annotation, biological process: mRNA cis splicing, via spliceosome. The record is from RefSeq and is a predicted model, not a curated record. Gene Ontology annotation, cellular component: nuclear cap binding complex. Gene Ontology annotation, molecular function: RNA cap binding. NCBI's taxonomy places the organism in Eukaryota, Metazoa, Chordata, Actinopteri, Syngnathiformes, Syngnathidae.